Molecule: messenger RNA, 2016 nt
Organism: Eremothecium gossypii ATCC 10895
Lineage: Eukaryota; Fungi; Ascomycota; Saccharomycetes; Saccharomycetales; Saccharomycetaceae
Gene: IFM1
Product: translation initiation factor 2
Exons: 1
Coding region: 1-2016 (671 amino acids)
Biological process (GO): translational initiation
Molecular function (GO): translation initiation factor activity; GTP binding; GTPase activity
Source: RefSeq, marked provisional
AUGUUUCUCCUUAGAAGGAGUACAAGUGUUGUCUCACGACAAUUACUGGCGCCGGGACGGCAUGCCUGGGCUCCGAUACAGCCUGUAGCAUGGACAGCUAGCCGGCAGUAUGCGAAACGACCAAAGAAAGCAAAAUUAAAGCGCCCGAAGGCCAAGUUGAAGCCUCUUACCUUUCCAAUCCCGCCCUAUAUCUCGGCGAAUAAUCUGGCUAAUCUCUUGAAGAUGAACAUCAACACGCUUAUUGGUGAUUUAAAGAAGCUUGGGUUUGAAAAGGCCAAGGCGGACUACAUUAUUUCCAGAGACUACAUCGAGCUAAUAUUGGAGGAGUAUAGCUACCAACUGCCCUCCGGCAGGGAAAUUGUCACUCCGGAGAACGUUUACGAUGAAUUGAAGCAGCCUGCAGACCCGAAGGCCCUGAAGGACCGGCCACCUGUUGUGACGAUUAUGGGUCACGUUGAUCACGGCAAAACCACCAUAUUGGACUAUCUGCGGAAGUCGAGCAUCGUUUCGCAGGAGUUUGGUGGCAUUACACAACACAUUGGUGCGUUCCAGGUUGUCACACCUGUUUCGAAGCGGAAGAUCACGUUUUUGGAUACGCCCGGGCACGAAGCAUUUUUGAAGAUGAGGGAACGGGGCGCGAAUAUUACCGAUAUCGUUGUCUUGGUAGUAUCUGCCGAAGACUCAAUUAAACCCCAGACCAUUGAAGCGAUUAAGCAUGUCAAAAAAUCAGGGAAUGAGCUGAUUGUCGCCAUAACCAAGGUGGACAAACUCCGGUCGGCAAAAGAAAAGGAAACUGUGAUCAACAAAAUAAUGAAUGAUUUGCUACAGCAUGAAAUACAUGCUGAAGAUCUGGGUGGAAACGUGCCAGUCAUCCCGAUUAGUGCGAAGUCGGGAGAGAAUAUGGAUCUACUGGAGGAGAAUAUUAUCUUGGUUAGCGAUGGCAUGGAAUUGCAGGCUGAGGUAGGGAAAAAUACCCUAGUAGAAGGUUGGAUCUUGGAAAGUGAAGUCCAGAAAACACUGGGGAACGUUAGUACAGUUCUAAUAAAGAAGGGAAUCAUACGCAAGGGUGCUGUAUUGCUGUCUGGGAACACUUAUUGUAAGGUAAGGAAUUUGAUCGGCGAAAAUGGUGCUUCGGUCGCAAUGGCGACUCCUGCACAGGCUGUUGAAGUCACUGGUUGGAAGCAGCUGCCAAUGGCAGGCGACCAAGUUAUCCAAGUAGACUCUGAGGCUAUUGCGAAAAAAUACGUUGGCAAGCGUUUACACCUGAUCGAGCUAGAAAAAGAAGCCAGUACUGUAGACAAAAUGAAUGAAGCAAGGGCCCUAGUACAUGAAACACCAACUGAUUUGGGUACCGAUGACACUGAACCAGAACCAGUUGUCCCUGAGGGUCCCCGGAGUGUAAAUUUCAUUGUCAAGGCUGAUUUCUACGGUUCCUUGGAAGCUAUCACAGAAAGUAUAUCGCACCUAGGCAACGACGAAGUGAUAUGUAAAGUCGUCGAAGCAUCAGUGGGGAUCCCAACCAUCAAUGAUUUAAGUUUGGCGCGGAUAACGGAUAGUGUCAUUCUCUGUUUCAAUCUAGGUAACUUGCCAGGAGAUGUUCUAAACAACAAAGAAAAGAUAGAAAUACGGCAGUACACUGUCAUCUACAAGCUAAUUGAGGAUGUAACUGAGCGCUUGACCGAAAAUUUGGAGCCUAUCUAUGAGGAUAAGGUAAUAGCAACCGCAGACAUCAAAGAAAUAUUCAUGUUCGAUUUGAAACACAAAGUGAUUCGCAUUGCUGGUUGCAAAGUGAACAAUGGUAAACUCACUAGAAACUCAUUGGUUAAGAUCACACGUGGUCCAGAAGAAAAGGUCAUUUUUGAUGGCAAACUGGCGACCUUAAAGCAGGGCAAAGAGGCAGCGAAAGAGGUAACCAAAGGAAAUGAAUGUGGUGUCACAUUCGAUGAUUUUGAAGAUUAUUUAGCAGGCGAUAAAAUAUUGGUUUAUGAAAAAGUCAAAGUUCCUAGAUAUUUGUAA